Frankliniella occidentalis (western flower thrips) is the source of this 3342-nucleotide messenger RNA. It is a transcript of the gene Tif-IA, whose product is annotated as RNA polymerase I-specific transcription initiation factor RRN3. The record is from RefSeq and is a predicted model, not a curated record. Bases 245 to 2038 code for a protein of 597 amino acids. NCBI's taxonomy places the organism in Eukaryota, Metazoa, Arthropoda, Insecta, Thysanoptera, Thripidae. Gene Ontology annotation, biological process: transcription initiation at RNA polymerase I promoter. Gene Ontology annotation, cellular component: nucleus. The transcript has 11 exons. Gene Ontology annotation, molecular function: RNA polymerase I core binding; RNA polymerase I general transcription initiation factor activity.
ACUGACUGUACUGUGCAGGGCGUACAGACAGCACAGCUGCGCUGCGUGCGUGUGUGAGCACAACGUGGUUUCAAAGGCAAAGUGUUUUCAUGGUGUUUUUACACUUUGAAGGGAUACCCUAUUUUAGUUAAAUGUAUUUAAUAAGUUCCGCGUACACUGAUAUAUCGAGGAACAGAGAUUUUACUCAUUUCUUAAGUGUUGCGAGCGGGAAUCGUCGUGUCAAGAGUAGCCUUAAGUCUCCAAAAUGUCGACUAUCAAGGAGCAUAGAAGCUCGAUUGGCUCCCACAUUCUUCGCCAAGCGACGGCGGUUAAAAAAGUUGAAUUUCAGUUACCCAAAAAUCUGAAAGGCACACUUCUCAACUUUACCAAUGGUCUUGACCACCGUCCAUACAAGGACUUAGUGUGCAUUCUACGAGACUCUGAAGUUAAGGACAAAGAGCUCUGUCUUCUUCUAAGAGAGGCUCAAGAUUGUGUUUCCCUCUUAGAUCAGAACCUUUGUUUAUUCAUUCAAGUCUUAUUGAUUGUCAAAUGGGCUCAUCGUGGACCUGAAGCUGUUGCAGCUUUCCAAAGUUUCCUCUUGGAUCUUUGUUCAGCCCACAGCUACCAUACAAAAGCCGUAUUAGACCACCUUAUUGUGAACUUCAAAGGAGCUUCCUUAGGUUCUGAUGAAAGUACUGAAUGGACCUCAGGGAUGCCAACCCCUGAAGAAGAGAGAAUUUUCCAAAAUAUUCAUUGUGUCUUGAAUAGGUUGCUCAGAGUAAUUCCAAUGGCAGGGGAUAUAUUAUUACCUUCAAUAAUAUCAGCUUUUCCUUACAUCAAACGCUCUACUAAAGAGCAUCAGGCAUUUGUCCAUAAUAUGUUGGAAAUAUUGAAAUAUCAACCCAAGUUUCGGAAAGAUUUUCUGUAUUUAAUUACCAAGAAGCUAGUUGAUUUGGACACGCACGCACCUAGGUCUGAAAUUGAACAGGCUGAAGAUGAUGAUGCUAUGGAUGUUGAUGAGGACAUCUUCUCAAUGGAACAAGAACAAGGCCAUAAGCACCCAAUUGCCAAAACUCUAGACCAUUUAAUGAUGAGACUUUUUACUUUUAUAAAACAUGAAUGUACUGACCCAAGUACUGGAGAGACAACCCUUGAUAGAAGCUAUUCAGUGUACAAAGAUUUCCAAGAGGUAUUUGAAAAAGUUAUCCUGCUUACACACAACACUCAUCAUGUUCAAUUUCUGAUGUGGUUCAUAUGCAGCCUAAGACCUAAACUUGCUGAAGUAUAUGUCAAGUACCUAUGGCGUCUAGUUUUAGGCAUUCAUGUUGCUCCUGUAACAAGACAGUCUGCUGCAGCUUACGUUGCAAGCUUUCUUGCCCGUGCCAAUUUUAUCAAAAUAGAGUUUCUCAAGAGCACCUUACAGGAGAUGUCGGAUUGGAUUCAUAGCUACAUUAAUAAUCAAGAUGGACAGAAAACAGUUGAGAUGAGACUGCAUAUAGUAUUUUACAGUGUUUGCCAAGCACUUUUUUAUCUGCUAUGUUUCAGACAUAAAGAUCUAUUCCGAACAAAACAAAAUAUGGUGUUUUUGAGGGGACUAAAUUUGACCAAAAUGGUCACGUGCACUCUGAACCCUCUUAGAGUUUGUCUUCCUGAGUUGGUCAAAAAGUUUUCAUCCAUAACUCGGGCAUAUCAAUUAGUUUAUUGCAAUUCUGUGAUAGAACGCAACUCAAGGAAUAGUGUGCCUAUUGUUCACACUAGAAACCAUGUGAUGCAAGCUGACCAACCAAGUAGCUUGCUUGAAACAUUUUUCCCCUUUGACCCUUAUAAAUUGAAAAGGUCGUCAUGCGUUAUUGAUCCAACUUAUCAGGUCUAUCAAGAUGAUGACAUAAGUGAAGAAACUACUGAGAAAGCAGACAAUGAUGAUGAUGAUGACUUUCUGCCAGAAGUAUCUAUUAGUGCCAGUUUUAAUGACAAGCGUUUCACCUAUAGUGCCUCUCCAGGCUUUCUGCAUGACCAUCAUACAUCUACGUCAUCACCUCGCCUAAGGCAUUUUGUCUGAAAUUUUAUGUCAUCCCCCUGAUCCUAUGUCACUUUGAAAACUUUGAACUGAACAUGUAUGAAGUAUGUCUGUUCUGGCUUACAUCUGUUUGCUUAUGGCAAGGCCAAUGAAAAAUUUGCAAGUACCGGUAGUCAAUUUUGACUACAGAUUGCAGAGGAUGUGAUGUGAUUAACGCCGGAUGGGCGGUUCAAGCCGAGCAUUUUGGGAAGUGUGCUUCGCGGCACGGCACGGCACGGCACGCAGGCGUGCGUGGGGGCUGCCACUUGCCUGCAGUCACAAGGAGCAGUGGUCAACGCUAUUACGAGCAAACCCGUUUACACACCCGAAGUGCUCGGGGUGAACCGUCCGCCUGGUGUGCUUUGUUAAGAAAUUGAUUUUGAUGAUCAUUUUCUAAUGUGAAGAGGUGAUUUUAAAUUACUGCUGAUGUUUUAGAUAGUUUGUGCCCCCUACUUUUGUAAUUCUACCACUUCGAGUGCAAGUGCAUUCAACCUGUCAGCAGUUGAUCCUACACAAUAAUCUUGAUGUCAUUUUUAUGUUUUCAACCUGUGAGAUUACUAAUAUAUUGUUAGUACUGCUACAUUUUAUUAGUGUGAGUUGUAGUGCAGAUUGUUAUUUUUAUAACUGCUGUGAUGAUGAAUUUCCAAUCUUCUAAAUCAACAAGUUUUUGAUUUUACUGCCUGGUUCAAUCCGUAUAAUUGAUAUUGAAGGAACCCAAAUUCACUUUGUUUUGUUUUUGACAUUUUUUUUAUUUGGUUGCAAUUUGAAAGAAUCGUAUAAUGCAGUUGAAACGACAGUAUAUCCUGGUAACAGGAUUGCAUUAGAAAAUUAUCACUUUGAUACAACAGGCCUAUUUUCUUCGUGGUGGUUUGGUGGUGAAGCUGUAGCUGAUUGGUUAGAAUUCUAAUGUCAGUAGAUUUCUCCAUUUAUUGCACAUAAUUACUUUGCCUUCUGUAAGGUAAUCAUACUGAUAACUCACUUGAUUGUUGUUUAUUUCCUUAAAAAUUGACUUUCUCAAAUGGUAAAUGGUUAAAGUCGUGUGAAGCUAAAUGCAGUUUGUCUGACGGAAAUUUCUUAAUUUGUCAUGAUUCAGGUACAAGAAGUUUCAUUCUAAAUUAAAUUUGUUUCAAUAUCUGUGAUACCUCCAUACGGAAUGUUGUUAGCAGAACACAAAUGUUUUUACCUUGUCUUUUCAAUGAUGCGUGCAAUUUCAUUGGAAAGCCAAAUAUGGAUAUUUUGCCUGUAUUAGGUUUGUAAUAUGCUAUUUAUUAAUAAAACAUAAUAAAAAUCAAGUUAAAAAUUAUUCA